GCCAAGUGCGAUUGCAAGUUUUCGAUACUUUUGGACGAAAAGGGAAACUACAAUUUGGAGAAAGUGCGAGCUCACGAUGGUAAGUGGGGUUCUCAGUGCGAAGGCGGCCUGGAGUGGGAGAUUCUGUCUUGGGGGAUGGACGAAGAGGAGCCCGAAGCAGCUCUAGUAAUCAGCAUCGCACUCAACAAGAAGAACGAAACUGCCAUGAAAACGGGCCACCUGGAGAUCCUGUCGACCCUGGUGGGUUUGUGCAAACCAGACCCCCACGGAUGCGUGCCUUUCGAGCCAGUGAGGGGCAAGCUCAUCGAUUUGUAUGGGGCGGAGAUCGACCAUCCUGACUUCCUGCGCCUAUUCAAAUUGGUGCGCGAUGCAGGAGGGGAGGGCAGUAUUCACAUGAAAGACCUGUUCUCGUUCACUGGUGUGUUCGUGAACCCGAAGGUGCGCAAAAUGCGCAUGGAGGCCUAUGGCGUGAUUGCGCCCUACCCUGAGGAGUUCCCCAAACUCAAGAACGCCUGCCUCAAAUUCAACAAGGAAUCGAGGUUCCAGAUGUAUGAUUUCUUGAAGGAAGUAGAGGGUGCAUUCCUGCAGCUGGGGCCGACUUCCGAGAAGUUGCGGUGCAAGUGGAUUGCGGAGGUGGAGGAUUGCAGCUCAUUCAUCGCGACCAAGCUACGGGAGUUGAUGUCAUUGGGAAAGGCUGGGUUGACAAAGGCGGACAUGCCUCAGUUUCCGCGGGAGACGGACCUGAUGCAGGAAGUAGGGGAAUUGCGGGACGACCCGAAUGAUAAGGGGCAGUCGCCUUCCCCCGGGCCGAAGGGCAAGAGCUCCGUGGUCACGGAGACUCUGACGCCCAGGGUAAUCAAGCAGGACGCAGAAGGGGGGGCUUUGACCGCGCACGAGACAGCGUCUGCCGCAGUAGGAGUAGCGAGCGGGGACAAAGUGGAUACCAUUCCAUGGCGCGAGUGGGCGCGCUCUGCCUGCGCCUCGGACGACAAGCAGAUUGCCAAGCAGGUACUGGCGUUAGCCAUGUCCGCUAACCACGACCACGUGACAUGCGAAAUCCCUAUCGCGAUGAUCAAGAGCGGCAGCGCGGUCAAGGCCGUGGCCACGAGAGACAUUCCCGUGGGGCACUUGAAGGUGCCAUUGUGGUUCAAGAAGGACGCGUCCAUGGUCAUGGAGGGGCCGGGCGUCUUCAUCCACCCGAAAGCCGCGUGCGCAGAGGUGUCGUGGGUAAAAACCAUCACCGAGGCAGAAGAAGAAGUUGGCGUCGAAAGCGGGGAAGAGGUGGUCGUGAGGAUUCACGUGCAGCCUGAGCUCAGACUCCCGAAGGAGGGUGGCGCAGGGUUCGUAUGGGACCCGAGGGGCUCAGUCCACCCGUUCUGGUUCAUCAAGCGCAGUGACCACAAGGGGAACGCCGUCACAGACCACCACUGCGAGGCGAACGCCUCCGUGGUGAUGGAGACGGUGAAACAAGUUUGGGCGAGUGAUUACGUUCAUCUGAAGACUGCCGAGGCCGAGGUGGCUCCUAUGGCGUCCACGUAUUCAGUGAAGCUGCCGUGCAUCGUCAGCAAGGCCCCAAUCAAGGCGGGGCAAGAG
Messenger RNA from Prorocentrum cordatum, 1593 nucleotides. The record is from the annotation of a GenBank genome assembly. NCBI's taxonomy places the organism in Eukaryota, Dinophyceae, Prorocentrales, Prorocentraceae.